This is a messenger RNA of Candidula unifasciata, 1341 nucleotides long. The record is from the annotation of a GenBank genome assembly. NCBI's taxonomy places the organism in Eukaryota, Metazoa, Mollusca, Gastropoda, Stylommatophora, Geomitridae.
AUGUUACGUCCACAAAUGAGAAUAUCCUGGGUUCCAUGUUUAACAAUCCUUCAGCGGCAGACAACACACUGUGCUCCACGGUCUUGUGAACAACUCAGUUUAUGUAGACAUUCGACACACAUUUGUCGAUGGCUUCCAAAGAGGUGCUACAGACAGAGAACAGGAUCAGAAGCAACAAGAACUUGUGAUUUUGAAGUUGUUGUUGUUGGUGGUGGCCAUGCGGGGGCUGAGGCAGCUUGUGCUGCAGCCAGAAUGGGAGCAAAAACUGUGCUUGUCACUCAUAAAUUGAGCACCAUCGGUGAAAUGUCCUGCAAUCCCUCCUUCGGGGGCAUAGGUAAAGGACACCUCAUGAGGGAGGUGGACGCUAUGGGUGGUGUCUGCGGGAGGAUUUGUGAUAAGUCUGGUAUACAGUAUAAAGUUCUCAACAGGAGGAAGGGUCCAGCUGUUUGGGGUCUGAGAGCACAGAUCGACCGAGACUUGUAUAAAGGACACAUGCAGGCAGAAAUUAUGUCCACACCAAACUUGACCGUCAAAGCUGCAGCGGUGGAAGAUCUCAUCCUGGAAGAGAGCAGUUCCCACAAUGGCUGUGCUGUCAAGUGUAAGGGUGUUGUAUUAGACUCUGGGGAAAUACUGUCUUCAAAUGCUGUAGUUUUAACAACAGGGACCUUCCUGCGAGGCUCCAUAAACAUUGGGUUAACAACCCGACCUGCGGGAAGGAUAGGGGAUGAGCCGGCAAUCGGUUUGGCCAAAACUGUGGAGAAAGCUGGCUUUGCCAUGGGCAGACUCAAGACAGGUACACCUCCAAGGCUGGAUGCUCGUACUAUAGACUUCAGUCGCACAGAGCCAAAGUUUGGAGAUGCCUGCCCAGUGCCAUUUUCAUUCAUGAAUGAUUCUGUGUGGAUAAAGCCUGAAGAUCAGUUACCAUGUCACAUGACGCGAACAACAGACCAGGUGGCCAAAAUCAUCCAAGACACGCUGCACCUGAACCGACAUGUACAGGAAGAAAUUCGUGGACCCAGAUAUUGCCCUUCUAUUGAGUCCAAGAUUCUGAGAUUUAAAGGAAGGACUCAUCAGAUCUGGUUAGAACCUGAAGGGCUGGAGAGCUCAGUGAUCUACCCCCAAGGGAUGUCUUGUACCAUGCCUGAGGAACACCAGCUGGCAAUGAUGAGGUGUAUCCCAGGGCUGGAGAACUGUCAGCUGCUCAGACCAGGCUACGGUGUGGAAUACGACUAUAUGGACCCACGACAACUUAAGCCCACGCUGGAGACGCUGCUCAUCUCCGACCUGUUCUUUGCUGGACAGAUCAAUGGGACCACCGGCUACGAGGAGGCUGCUGCACAG